Messenger RNA from Peromyscus leucopus (white-footed mouse), 1378 nucleotides. RefSeq names its product glutathione S-transferase Mu 1-like. Gene Ontology annotation, molecular function: glutathione transferase activity. Lineage: Eukaryota; Metazoa; Chordata; Mammalia; Rodentia; Cricetidae. Bases 86 to 730 code for a protein of 214 amino acids. The transcript is spliced from 2 exons. The record is from RefSeq and is a predicted model, not a curated record. Gene Ontology annotation, biological process: glutathione metabolic process.
UCCGCCCAGCUAUCCUAGAGCAGGAGGAUAAAGUCAAAGCAGCUCUCCCCGGAGGACAGUGGACUCAGCCGCUGGCACCAGCACCAUGCCUAUGACGCUGGGUUACUGGGACAUCCGUGGGCUGGCUCACGCUAUCCGCCUGCUCCUGGAAUACACAGACUCAAGCUAUGAGGAGAAGAGAUACACCAUGGGCGAUGCUCCUGACUAUGACAGAAGCCAAUGGCUGAAUGAGAAAUUCAAGCUGGGCCUGGACUUUCCCAACCUGCCCUACUUAAUUGAUGGGUCACACAAGAUCACCCAGAGCAACGCCAUCCUGCGCUACCUUGCCCGCAAGAACAACAUGUGUGGGGAGACGGAAGAAGAGAAGAUUCGUGUGGACAUUUUGGAGAACCAGGCUAUGGAUGUCUCCAAUCAGCUGGCUAGAGUCUGUUACAGCCCAGACUUUGAGAAACUGAAGGCUGAAUACUUGGAGCAGCUGCCUGGAACGAUGAAGCUCUUCUCACAGUUCCUGGGGAAGCAGACGUGGUUUGUUGGUGAAAAGAUUACUUUUGUGGAUUUCCUUGCUUAUGAUAUCCUAGACCUGCACCUUAUAUUCGAACCCAAGUGCCUGGAUGCCUUCCCAAACCUGAAGGACUUUGUGGCCCGCUUUGAGGGACUGAAGAUCUCUGCCUACAUGAAGAGUGGCCGCUUCCUCCGAACGCCUCUGUAUACAAAGCAAGUGCCCUUCUAGCGGGACUGUCCUGCACCCACUUGAUGGUCUUGCCUGUCAUUUGCUGUGAUGUGAAGAGCUGGGACUCUCCCUCAGAGCUCAGCCUGGGCUCCCCGUGCCUGUCAGGAGGCUGGAGAUGCCUCAUGUAUGAGGGCGCUGCCCGACCAUGUCAGGUACCUGCUGUUGGGCUUGAACCACACUGGCCCUGGCUGCUACACUGCCAGCUUUCACUGCUGCCCCAAAGACUGCCUCGAGGCCUGUUCAGAGGCCAAGUUCACAGGGAUUCUGAUUGGAUAAGCAGGGGUUUGGCACUUCCUGACCCCAUCUGAUAGCGUCACAGCAGGCAGCUCCAGGAGGCUCUGUGUCACUUAAAGGGAGCCUUUUGGGGGCUUGGGGUCUCCUGUACUCUAGCAUUACUGAGGCUUAUCAUACAGGCCUCAGGGGUGAGGACCCAGGCUGGUGGGAGUCCCCAGCAGCAAACCAGAAUCCCCUCUGUUUCCCAGUACUAUGGCUGCAUUUUAUUUAUGUGUCUCCAGGAUCCUUUCUCCUCUUGGUUCCUGAUGCGUUUGGAGUAUACUGUCUUGGUCACCAGGGAUGGGGACCAACUUGGCUAAUCCCUUCUCUCUGUGAGACCCUGUGAAAUAAAUUUCUUCGUGCUUUCAUUAAAAA